Messenger RNA from Cimex lectularius (bed bug), 2694 nucleotides. Its product is annotated as ecto-NOX disulfide-thiol exchanger 2. The record is from RefSeq and is a predicted model, not a curated record. The transcript has 15 exons. Gene Ontology annotation, molecular function: protein-disulfide reductase activity; RNA binding. The coding region runs from base 224 to 2323 and encodes 699 amino acids. Gene Ontology annotation, biological process: ultradian rhythm. Gene Ontology annotation, cellular component: external side of plasma membrane; plasma membrane. NCBI's taxonomy places the organism in Eukaryota, Metazoa, Arthropoda, Insecta, Hemiptera, Cimicidae.
UGACACCAGAGCUCCACUGGUACAGAGGAAAGCACCAACAGCAAAUGCCGUUUCAAAACAAUCAAUGAACAUAGAUGAACAGGCGAAAAAGAACAGUAGGUGGUCUCGGCGGUUAUGGAAAUAAUCCAAUUAAGGCAAACUAGAGGAAUUUGAUCUGGGGCCUUAUUCGUACCUGUUUUAUUUUUAUAAAGCCCGGCUUUGGAGAAAGGAGUAGUGGUAUCACAUGGCUUUUAACUUCCAAGGGGGCUCGGCCCUGGCAAUGGGGGUGACGCAGGGACAGCCGAACAUGAUGGCCAGCCCGCUUAUGCCCGGUGGGAUCAUGAUGCCAGGUAUGAUGCCCAGUUUUUCGCAGAUGCCCCUCAUGACUCCUGAACAGGCGCAGAUGGUCAACCCGGGUCUUAACGAUGCUCCGCUCGAGUUUAACACCAACAAGAACAAGCCACCGAUGCCCAUCAGUGGCGAUAUUGAUGAGAGAGGGAUCACUUCCAAUGGCAAUCAGUUCAACCCGGACAUGGAAGUCAAUAAAGAGAGAGAAGGCAGACGUCGAGACAGAGACAACCGUCGUCCCGACAGGAAUGGCAAAGAUAGACAGAAAGAUCACAAAUAUUUAAGGAAUGAUCGGAGGGUGUCCAGAGAAGUGCAGGAUAAGACGAUAGACCAGGAGGAAGGAGUGAACGAAGAGAUCGGCAACGAUUUGAGCGGUGGGUCUGUCUGGACUGGCAUGCUGCCAGGUGUACCUUACCAGAUGAUGAGCAUGCCGAUAAUGGACCCGAAUAUGAUGAUGCCGCAGUUCGGGAUGAUGGGAGGAGUACCUAUGGGCGACCAGGGUAUGGUCCCGGAAGUAAUGGUAAAAGAAAUGAUUCAGUUAAAGUCUGUGACUCUAGUCCCACCACCACCAGGAACACCGCUUCCCACGACAAGAGAACGGCCUCCAGGCUGUAAAACUAUUUUCGUCGGCGGCCUUGCUGAAAAUACAACCGAGGACAUUAUUAGAGAGAUUUUCAGCCGUUGCGGCGAAAUGUUGACAGUCAGAUUAAGUAAUAAGAAAUUCUGCCAUAUACGCUUCAUGCACGAGCCUUCUGUAGAUGCGGCACUCUACUUCUCAGGCUAUAGGAUGAGAAUCGAAAAUAAGACUGACCUCCCAAACACUGGAAGGCUCCAUGUGGACUUUGCUCAGGCGAGGGACGACCAGUACGAAUGGGAAUGUAAACAAAGACAGCUACAGAGGGAAGCAAGACACAGGGACAGAGUUGAGAAAGAAAGAUUGAGAGUGCCAUCACCACCUCCAGUUCCUCAUUACACUGAACACGAGGCGACAACUGUAUCUGAAAAAAUAAAAGUUGAGGAGACGUUUGGCAAAGCGGUCCAGGUUGUUAUAACAUGGCUCGAACGCGGCGACUGCAACAAGAGAAACGCGUCCGUAUUCUACUCAAUGAUCCAGUCGACAAAUUCUCACAUACGCCGGCUCCUAUCGGAAAAGGCGAACCACGAAGAGGAACUGCAAAAGGCCAAGGACCUCAUGAAGGCGCAGAUGCAGUCCCUCCUCAUGCAGUACACCCAGAUCGAACGUGUGUUCACGGCAGCUUCUCACAAGAAGGUCUGGGACCACUUCACUAAGGCACAACGGAAGAAUAUCGAGAUGUGGAAAAAGCAGUCUGCGGAAAUAAAAGCCGUUGAGCUAGAAGAGCACUUGAUAUCAGGGGGAGAUGACGAAAUGGAAGUGUCUGAUGAUGAAGAGCCGCCUACGAAGAAGAAGCACAAAGGGGACGAGAGAAUGAACUCAAUAAAGGAAGAAAAUGAUAGUUUGCGGUGCCAACUCGAAGCGUAUAAAAAUGAAGUGGAUCUUGUUCGAAGUGAGCUCAAGGCAGAACUUGAAAACACAGAAGCCCAGCUUAAAGUAUCGCAGCACACUUUACAAGGGAUGCAAAAGCAACUCUCCGAGGCAAAGAUCGCACAGUCGAAAGAACAUGCCAAAGUUAUCCAGCUUGAGGCUAGGCUAGUCCAGAAUGGGAUAGAAAUUGAUAAAGAGGAAACUUCCGCUGGGAAGGCGACACCACCUCUUGUACAACAAAAACUAGAUGAGGGCGAAGCUCGUCUUAUUGGCCUUAUAUCAAUGUUUCUUCAUGUUCACCCAUUCGGAGCAAGCGUUGAUUACAUAUGGUCAUACCUGCAGAAACUCGAGCCGGGGAUCAAACCGUCUGAAGUUGAAACUCUACUAGCUCAGUUCCCGUCGCUUUUCCAACAGGAGCUGUCUGGAAUCGGUGCCAACAUGGAGCGCAAGUGGAUAAUAACAGCCUUCAAGCCCAAAGAGACGAACAUUUAGUCGAGUCAUUUUGUUUUCUAGGAUUUUUUUUUAAAUUUUAAUUUAUUGGACCUCUUUUUGGUUGAUUAUGGCAAAAUGUGUUUUCUUUUUGUUUUAGGAUCUCGUUAAAAGUAAAUUUAUAACGGAUAAAAUUCAUUUUACAUUUUUCCUCUUUUAGAUUUGAUAUUUUAAUAAAAUUUUGGAAUUUUGAUUUGAUAUUUUACAGUUAGUUUGUUUGAAUCAUUUGUAUAACACUCUUUGUUGAGAUGUGAUCUCUUUUGACAUCACAAUGAUAAAAUAUGCCUGAAACCUAGAUUAAUUUUUGUGGAUAUUUUCAAGAAGGAAAAACUGUACAUCAUACAGUGAUUUUUUUUUUUUUUUUUCAUUAAGUC